UUGAUGCCAAACAGAUGAUAUUCUGAACAGAGCACUGAUGACUCAUAAAGCCAGUAUGAAGAGGAGGUUUGAGAGCAUAUCUGAAGGUGUCAUAAGAUCAGAGACUCAAACACUUCUGAACAAGAUCUACACAGAGCUCUACAUCACAGAGGGAGAGAGUGAAGGGGUGAAUAAUGAACAUGAAGUUUGGCAGGUAGAGUCAGCAUCCAGAUCGCAAACUACAGAAGACACAGCAAUCCACUGCAAUGACAUCUUCAAGCCCUUACCUGGACAGCAGAGACCCAUCAGAAUUGUCAUGACCAAGGGCAUUGCUGGCAUUGGAAAAACCGUCUCAGUGCAGAAGUUCAUCCUUGACUGGGCAGAGGAGAAAGCUAACCAGGAUGUAGAUUUCAUGUUUGUACUUCCGUUCCGUGAGCUGAAUUUGGUCAAACAUGAUCAGUACAGUCUUCACAGGCUCCUGCUGGACUUCCACCCUGAGCUUAGGGAGCUACAGGAUGGUGAAUACAAAGACUGCCAUAUUGUGUUCAUCUUUGAUGGUCUGGAUGAGAGUCGACUUCAGCUGAAUUUCCAAGAGAACCAGAAGUUGUCUGAUGUGACACAAACAUCAUCAGUGGAUGUGUUGAUGACGAGCCUCAUUCAGGGAACUCUGCUUCCCUCUGCUCUCAUCUGGAUAACCUCCCGACCAGCAGCAGCCAAUCAGAUCCCUUCUCAGUCCAUCAAUCAGGUGACAGAAGUACGAGGGUUCAGUGAUCCACAGAAGGAAGAGUACUUCAGGAAGAGGAUCAGUGACCAGAAUCAAGCCAACAGAAUCAUCUUCCACAUUAAGGCAUCCAGGAGCCUCCACAUCAUGUGCCACAUGCCAGUCUUCUGUUGGAUCUCAGCCACUGUCCUUCAGCAGAUACUGGAAGAGGAUGAUGGGAAGGAAGCCCCCAAAACUCUGACUGAGAUGUUCAUACACUUCCUGCUCAUCCAGACCACCAGGAAGAACCAGAAAUACCAAGAGGAAAAUGAUCGAGCUAGACAGAAGCUCCUGGAAUCACAUAAAGAUGUCAUACUGAAACUGGCACAGCUGGCCUUCAAGCAUCUGGAGAAUGGCAAACUCAUGUUCUAUGAGGAAGACCUAAAAGAGUGUGACAUUGAUGUGAAUGAAGCCUCAGUGUACUCUGGCAUGUGCACUGAGAUCUUCAGGGAGGAAUGUGUGUUUCACCACAAGAAGGUCUACUGCUUUGUGCAUCUCAGCAUCCAGGAGUUUCUUGCUGCACUUCAUGUGUUUGCCUCCUACUUGAGUAAAAACAUGGUGGCCCUGACACCAUUCCUCAAAGGGAAGUCCAGGUCUUUGCCAGAUGUGCCUCUACAUGAGCUGCUGAAGAAUGCUGUGAACAAAGCUUUGGAGAGCAAGAAUGGACACCUUGAUUUGUUUGUUCGCUUUCUUCAUGGCAUUUCUCUGGAGUCAAAUCAGAGACUUUUGGUUGGUCUCCUGACACACACACACAGCAGCCCUGAAAGUGAGAAGAAGACUAUCCGAAACCUGAAGGUGAUGCAAAGGCCAAAUAUCUCCCCUGAGAGGUGCAUCAAUCUGUUCCACUGCCUGGUCGAAAUGCACGACUCUUCUGUUCAUGAUGAAAUCAAGGCUUUCCUGCAGGCAGAGAGGUGUUCAGUGAAACAGCUCUCACUGGCUCACUGCUCAGCCUUGGCUCAUGUGCUUUUGAUGUCUGGGGAGGUGCUGGAUAAGUUUGACCUGAAGAAAUACAAAACCUCUCCAGAAGGUCGCAGGAGGCUGGUUCCAGCUGUGAGAUGCUGCAAAAAGGCUCUGUGAGUUAAGUUC
Clupea harengus (Atlantic herring) is the source of this 1825-nucleotide messenger RNA. RefSeq names its product NLR family CARD domain-containing protein 3-like. The record is from RefSeq and is a predicted model, not a curated record. NCBI's taxonomy places the organism in Eukaryota, Metazoa, Chordata, Actinopteri, Clupeiformes, Clupeidae. The transcript has a single exon. The coding region runs from base 38 to 1816 and encodes 592 amino acids. Gene Ontology annotation, molecular function: protein binding.